This is a messenger RNA of Penicillium cataractarum, 939 nucleotides long. Its product is annotated as NmrA-like family protein. The transcript has 3 exons. Bases 1 to 939 code for a protein of 312 amino acids. The record is from RefSeq and is a predicted model, not a curated record. NCBI's taxonomy places the organism in Eukaryota, Fungi, Ascomycota, Eurotiomycetes, Eurotiales, Aspergillaceae.
AUGAGCACGAUUACCGUUGGUAUUGCUGGUAUCACGGGCAAAUUCGCCCGUUGCGUGGCAGCCCACCUACUCAAAAACCCACAAGUCAUAAUUAAAGGUUAUUGUCGAGACCCAGCAAAGCUAUCCGCUUCCCUCCGUGCUUCUCCAAGGGUCAAUGUCACCCAAGGCCAAUCCGACGACGAAAAAGCUUUGAGAGCAUUUGCUAAGGGCAAUGAUGUGGUCAUCUGCUGCUACCUUGGCGACCAUAACCUUAUGAUCAAUGGCCAGAAAUCGCUUAUUGAUGCGUGUGAGUCAGAGGGAGUACCCCGCUAUGUAGCCAGUGAUUACAGCCUCGACUUUACGAAGUUGGAGCUCGGAAAACUUCCCGCCAAGGAUCCUAUGAAAUAUGUCAAGCAAUAUUUGGAAACCAAGAGGGUUCAGGGAGUUCAUGUCCUGAUUGGUAUUUUCAUGGAAACGUUUUUCACCACAUUCUUUAAUGUCUGGAAGCCUCGGGAGAAAGCGUUUUCCUACUGGGGAACUGGGGAAGAGAUUUGGGAGUCUACCUCUUACGAUAAUGCGGCCCAGUAUGUCGCAGCUGUUGCCCAAGACAAAGCUGCAGUCGGAGUCCACAGAUUCCUCGGCGACCGUAAAACCAUCCGAGAGAUUGCUAGCGCUUUCGAAAAGCAAUAUGGGGUGAAGCCAUGGUUGCAUAACCUUGGUACUCUGGAUGAACUUCAUAGCUACAUGCACAAGGUCAGAGAAGCUGACACUGAAAAUUCCAUGGCUUGGAUUCCUCCAUUCUAUCAGUACUAUUGCAACAAUGGACAGGCUUAUUUGAACCCAGAAAUUGACCCUUCGGAGCAUACCGAAAUUCCACGCCUGGGGUUCGCCGAUUUCUUUGAGCGCCAUUCCCAGGAAUCUCUUUCUACUGCAGCUUGGGGCGUCGGAUCGGAAAAUUGA